CAGGAGAAACCCCCAGAGAAGCGGUGCGGCCACUGCUCCCGGAGCCCCUCCACCUGCCCUCUUAGACUGCUGAUUCUAUUGGCCUGCACUCGGCCUUCCCCAGAGACAUGGAGGUAUAAAUCGUACAGCAGGAGGGCUGAUCGAUUUGGCUGGCCCAGUGGGUUUCUUCUGGAUGUACUGAGGCCAUGGGACCAGAGGACAGAGCUCCUGACCUGAAAAAAGAAUUCUUUGAAUUGUCAGGAUGCUUUCGGCCUUAAGUACCCGGCCAGCAGGACAAUCUCCAAGGACAAUGAACCUCACGCUGGGCCUGAGUCUGGGCCUGGGCCUCUUCCUGGCUGGCCUCCUCACCACAGAAGGGCAGCGGAAGCCCAUCUUCUCUUCUCCGAUCUUGAUGACUAAGGUUUACCCCCGAGGAUGGAAGGAAGAAAUGAACGCCCAGAAUGUGGCCAAGCGCAACAUGGAAUUUGGCCUCAAGAUGCUCAGGAAGCUGGCUGCCAACAGCCCCAGGAAGAACGUCUUCUUCUCGCCCUUGAGCAUCUCCUCUGCCUUCUCCCUGCUGUGUCUGGGGGCCCAAGACUCAACGCUGGCCGAGAUCAAGGAGGGCUUCAACUUUAAGGGGAUGCCGGAUAGGGACCUGCACCAAGCCUUCCACCGCUUCCUCUACCAGCUGAACCAGGAGAAGGAGGACAUCAAGCUGCUCUUCGGCAACACCAUGUUCAUGGACCGGAAGCUGGAGCCCCAGCAGAAGUUCCUGAGAGUGGCCAGGAACAUAUACAAUGCGGACAUUCUUCCUGUCAACUUCCACGACCUGGAAGACACCCAGAAACAGAUAAAUGAGUACAUCAGUCAGAAAACCCACGGCAGAAUUGACAACCUGGUCAAGAAUAUCGACCCUGGCACUGUGAUGCUUCUUACGAACUAUGUUUAUUUUCGAGCCAGGUGGGAACAUGAGUUUGAUCCAAAACAAACGAAGGAGGAAGACUUCUUUGUGAGCAGGACCCAAGCAGUGAAGGUGCCCAUGAUGUUCCGAGCGGGGCUAUACGACAUGGGCUAUGACAAGCAGCUCUUCUGCACCAUCCUGGAGAUUCCCUACCAGGGCAACUUCACGGCCACCUUCCUUCUGCCCGACAAGGGCAAGAUGAGACACCUGCAGGAGAACCUGCGGGCAGACGCUUUCGGCAGAUGGAAACAACUCAUAACAAAACGGGUUGUCAACGUGCACGUGCCCAGGCUCCUCAUUUCCAGUACCUACAACCUGAAGAAGACCCUCUCCGAGCUGGGCAUCAGCAGGAUCUUUGAGCAGCAUGGUGACCUCACGCGGAUUUCCCCUCACCGCAGCCUGAAAGUGGGGGAGGCGGUGCACAAGGCCGAGCUGAAGAUGGACGAGAAGGGGACCGAGGGGGCCGCAGGCUCCGGGGUGGAGACGCUGCCCAUGGAGAAGCCCGAAAACUUCACGAUAAACAGACCCUACCUGAUGGUGCUUUAUGAGACCAGAAUGCCGUCCCCGCUCUUCUUGGCAAAGAUUUCUAACCCGAAGGGGAAAUAGGAUUUCUUGAGCACUGCAGAGCUCAGCCACCAGUUGGGAUAAACACACUUUGUCCCCGUGGGGGGCGGGGUGCACAGGCACACUCUGACCUCAUCCUGCCCUGGACUGCUCCCAUGGCUGCCCAGAAGUGCUGCCUCCCAGGCCACCCCAAACCCCUCUCUGCAGACUGGGUUUCCUGCAUUAAACACUGUGCUCACCCA
Cavia porcellus (domestic guinea pig) is the source of this 1746-nucleotide messenger RNA. It is a transcript of the gene Serpina12, whose product is annotated as serpin family A member 12. Gene Ontology annotation, molecular function: serine-type endopeptidase inhibitor activity. Gene Ontology annotation, biological process: negative regulation of endopeptidase activity. The coding region runs from base 242 to 1546 and encodes 434 amino acids. The transcript has 6 exons. NCBI's taxonomy places the organism in Eukaryota, Metazoa, Chordata, Mammalia, Rodentia, Caviidae. The record is from RefSeq and is a predicted model, not a curated record.